This is a messenger RNA of Solea senegalensis (Senegalese sole), 3800 nucleotides long. RefSeq names its product synaptotagmin X (gene syt10). Gene Ontology annotation, biological process: regulation of calcium ion-dependent exocytosis; cellular response to calcium ion; regulation of dopamine secretion. The record is from RefSeq and is a predicted model, not a curated record. Lineage: Eukaryota; Metazoa; Chordata; Actinopteri; Pleuronectiformes; Soleidae. Gene Ontology annotation, cellular component: membrane. Gene Ontology annotation, molecular function: clathrin binding; syntaxin binding; phosphatidylserine binding. The transcript is spliced from 8 exons. The coding region runs from base 165 to 1784 and encodes 539 amino acids.
UUGCUGCUGCUGCUGCCUGUUUGUCCAAACCAAGGACGAGCAGAGCGCGUUUUGGCCGCAGUCGCUCCCUCGUUGCGCGCAGGACAUGGAUCAGGACGCGGCGCGCGUCGCUGCCGUCUUCCGCGGACACGCCGCACUCUCCGGCGCAUAGAAAAGGCGCCCAAAUGAGUCGCCGCCCUCCCGGAUCCUCCGGCGUGCAAUGGCUUAACAGGAGAGACAUGAGUGUCCGCGCCGAGGACAGCAUCCCCUUGUGCCAGAGGGCGCUCCAGAUCGUCACGGAACUUUGUCUCACGGGACACGUAGACCGGGAGAAAUGCUCGGACAUAUUCCCGCUGGAGAGCAACAUACCAGGUAAAGGAUAUGCAGACAUCUCUAUUAGUCUCCUUGCUGUGGUCGUAGGUUUCUGUGGCCUCGCCCUUUUGGUAGUCUCUCUCUUUGUCUUUUGGAAGCUGUGCUGGCCCAUUUGGAGGAGCAAGGCUCUGUCGGCGCACGCCGAGAAUGCCGGCCUCCACGUGGGUUUCCCCGAGGCGCCUCCGCCCAGCUCCCCGCCGAUCUCCAAGUGUAAAGUGGCGGAGGUGGAGAAGAAGUAUCCGCCAGAGGUGACGGCCAACGGGCGCAGCUCUGUCAAGCUUCUGGAGGCGGCCAUGAAGAUCAGCCAGACAUCUCCGGACAUUCCCGCUGAGGUGCAGACAGCCCUGAAGGAGAAGCUCAGCCAGCAAGCCAAAAUCCAGAGGCAGACCACAGAGCCGACCUCUUCCUCCAGGCACAAUUCUUUCCGGCGCCACCUGCCUCGUCAGAUGAAUGUCACCAGCGUCGACUUCAGCAUGGAGACGGUGCCUCUGCGCCAGAGCUCUACAGUGAGCAUCGGAAGAAUAAAACCUGAACUCUACAAACAGAAGUCCGUGGACUCUGAGGGCGAGCCCAAAGAGCCUGUGGAGACCUGCGGAAAGCUGAGCUUCUCGCUGCGUUACGACUAUGAGGAACAGGCACUGGUUGUGAGGAUCCUUAAGGCCUUGGACCUACCCGCCAAGGACUUCACUGGCACCUCUGACCCAUACGUGAAGAUCUACUUGCUGCCGGAGAGGAAGAAGAAGUACCAGACGCGUGUCCACCGCAAGAACCUGAACCCCAUGUUUGACGAGACCUUCUGUUUCCCGGUAGUGUACGAUGAGAUCUGCAACCGCAAGCUGCACUUCAGCGUGUACGACUUCGACCGCUUCACCAGCCACGACAUGAUUGGCGAGGUGGUUGUGGACAACCUCUUUGAACUCUCUGACCUCUCCAGGGAGGCGGUGGUGUGGAAGGAUAUUCAUGCAGCGACUACAGAGAGCGUUGACCUCGGAGAGAUCAUGUACUCGCUGUGCUACCUCCCCACAGCAGGCAGAAUGACCCUGACAGUCAUCAAAUGCAGGAACCUCAAAGCCAUGGACAUCACAGGCUCCUCAGAUCCAUAUGUGAAGGUUCACCUGAUAUGUGACGGACGGAGGUUGAAGAAACGAAAAACAACGACGAAGAAGAGCACACUUAAUCCGGUGUACAACGAGGCGAUCAUCUUCGACAUUCCCCCCGAGAACGUUGAACAAGUCAGUUUGUCCAUCAUGGUGAUGGAUUAUGAUCGGGUCGGACACAAUGAGGUGAUUGGUGUAUGUCGUGCUGGGCCAGAUGCUGAGGGCCUUGGACGAGAUCACUGGAACGAAAUGCUGGCUUAUCCACGGAAGCCCAUCACACACUGGCAUGCUCUGGGAGAGGAAAAUACAGUGGCCUGGAAGAGGAGCAAGCUUUGAGAGUCAAGGUUCGUGUCCGUCACCCAAACCUCCGCUGACUCCCUGAUGAUCACGGAUAGAGUGAUGACAUCACCCCCUCCUCCUCCCUCCCUCCCUCCUGUAAGAAAACAGACAUUUGUUUACAGUUGCUGCAAAGCUGUGUUGCCUAUACGUCUCUUGUGAGCAUGUUAUACGGAAAUGAAUCCAUUCCAAUAUGUUUCUCAUGUUUGUAACAAAAAAAAACAAACAAAAAAAAAAAACACAACAAAAAACAAAGUUGUGUUGAAAUUAUUUUUACUCAUUCAAACUCCAGCUCUUUGAGGGUGGACACAGAGCUGGCUAUGCACAGCACAAACUCUUACUCAGCUCAGUUUCAUACGCGUGUUUUGACAUUAUGUGCCCAAUAUUUAGACCACACGAAGAGCACGCCUCACUGCAAUACAUCCUCAGCGAUUCCCUCCCACCUGGAACCAACCUGUUUUUAACCCCAGAGAUCUUUAGUGAGAUCACGUCUUGUUUUCAGAAUGGCACAAAGUAAAAAGGGCUAUGCUGCUCAGUGCCAUGAAAGCAUUGACUUUCAUAGAAAAACAGUCAUUUAAUCCAGUCUCGAUCCUGAAGAACGCAGGUAAUUGAGCGUCUACAAGGGGCCGGGGUAAAUUUGCCAUAAAAUUCAUCAGUCGCAACUGUCACAAGAUGUACGAACCCGGCCAUUAAGCAGUCACUGUUGCCUGUAGAUAGAAGAGCAGUCAACAGGGAGUGGAAUGUAGCAGAUACAUGUAGCAAACAUGUGAACAUUUGAAAUAACUACACGGUGAAUUUAUUCCCAAAACACAGGCAAGAAUGAAAACAACCUGUUGAUAUUUAUUUUUGUAUAAAGAGUUUUGAGCUACUAACUCAUAAGAUACAUAUGAUUAAACUAAAAUGUUCCAUUUCCAGGUGAAGUCAUGCUGACGAACUACUGCAUUUAGAAAUUAGUUGUAAAAAGCUAAAACAGAUUAUUUUAAAAACUGGUCUCAAUAUGCACACAAUGCAGUAUUCAUACAAAAAGAGAGCCAUCUCAACUCAAACAUACAUUGGCUCACACAUUCAUUCAACUGUGUUUUUCUGCUCUAACGUGAGCUAGAAAUGUUAGCAUAGCUGGCUAACUAGCCACUCACAAAACCAGACUGCAUUUCCAGGGUCAUGAAUUUCAUAAAUUCACAAAAGUCCCCAUGUGAGCCGGACCUGAAACCUGCCGUAGUGUAGUAGUACUUUAAUGUCAGGCACUUUUAGAUUUGGCUAAGUUUACAUUCAAGCGCUCAUGUUCUUGUGCAAUGUGAAAAGUGAAAACAUAUAUUUUAAAACAUUAUGAACAAAGACGCAGGAAAAUGCGGUUAUGUCAUAAAGCGGCGCGAGUGUUAUCUUGCAUUGUUUUCUACGAGUGGUGAUGAAUGUGGUGCUUUAGCGUGCGCAAUAUCAUCAGUAAACAUAGUAUAGCAUAUAGUGCAUCGGUAACACCCCCAUUACAUUGUUUUAAUUUUCAAUUGAGACCAAAAUUAACCUGCCACUCACAACUAUGUCAACCAUUUUGGGGAUGUAGCGUUAACUUACUUAGCUUGUUAGCAAAAAGGGGAAAAUAAGAGGCUUUUGUCAAUGUGGCCGUGUCUGAAAUCACUCGCUACUCGCUAAUUGUGAGUCCACCAUUUUGUAGAGCAGUCCCAAUAAUAUUAUUUGUAGUAUCAAAAAGCAUGUGACACUGAUAUAUGAUAACACAAUUAAUGACUAACAAGGUAAAUGUGUUUUGAUUGCUCUCCGAUUUUUUUUUGCGUUCCCGAAUUUGGGAAAAUUCAGUUAAUUUAUGUGUGUCACAACAAUUACAUGAUGAUGAUUAGCCCAUUAUAGUGAAUGAGUGAGUGAUUAUUGAUAAACUGUGUUCAAUCAGGGACCUGAAGAUUAAAAAAGACACACUAGUAAUCCAUAAAAAAUGGCAAAAAAACUUAAUUGUUUUGAUUGCUCUCCAUGAAAAACGGCAGAGGCUAAAACUCGAAAGACUGGAAA